AUGGAGGUUGUUUGGGAGAAGUUUUCUCCUAGCACAAAGAAGCAAGCCGUCAAGACCGAUGGUAUCUGGAGCGUGGAGGAUCCUCAAUUCUCGGAGUGGGCAAAGUUGCUACAGUUCAAGGUAAAAACACGCAUUGUCGUCUCUACAAAGUCAGCACAAGCAUGGAACCAAUGGCUCGUUGCAAAUAAAGGAGCUACUGUGACUCUCAUGGUCUACGAGUACGGUAUGGUCAUUGCAACUGCUAAAGACCGAGAUGACUUUAUGAAGGCCCCACCGCCAAGCUACAUUUCAAACCUUCUCGAUCCAGCGGAGUCACGCUUUGAGGAGCAUUUAAAUGGAGUAGCGCUAUCUUCCAGUGUGGCGCUAGACUGUGUGAACGCCUCUAUCGGCGACUGUCAGCAGCUCCGUCGCUACCUUGAAUCUGCUGGACGUUACCUUGACGAUCAAGAACAGCGAUUGGUAGCACGUGAAGCUAUCAUUGAAGGCAUUAUUCGCAAUCUCGUGUCUCCGUCUCCAAGCACGAUCAUCGACCCGAUGCCCCUGAUUGAGGACAUCGAAGACACAGAGCAUGCCGAGUAA
Phytophthora infestans T30-4 is the source of this 579-nucleotide messenger RNA. RefSeq lists its product as uncharacterized. The record is from RefSeq and is a predicted model, not a curated record. The transcript has 2 exons. Bases 1 to 579 code for a protein of 192 amino acids. Lineage: Eukaryota; Oomycota; Peronosporomycetes; Peronosporales; Peronosporaceae.